AUCCAUGGCUUGUAACCAUGACAACAGCUUCUACUGUUGAUCAUUUCAAGAUGGCGGACGAGGAAAAAACUGCGCUCAUCAUUUCUACUGAAGCCAAGAAACGUCGCGCACCUAAAGCUCCAGAGCUUCCUAUUGUGGAGAGGCGAAACUGGCUCAUCCACCAGCACUACCUCCGCAAAGACUACGAGACCUGUAAGGUGAUCAUUAAAGAACAACUGCACGAGACCAGUGGAAUGUGUGAAUAUGCUAUUUAUGUUCAAGCACUAAUCUUACGUCUUGAGGGGAAGAUCCAACAGUCCCUGGAGCUGUUUCAGAGUUGUGCCAUCCUUAAUCCCAGCAGCAGUGACAACCUCAAGCAAGUGGCCAGAUCACUAUUCCUUCUGGGAAAGCACAAAGCAGCUAUUGAGUUCUAUCAUGAAGCUGCAAAACUCAAUGAAAAAGACUGGGAAAUCAGUCAUAAUCUGGGCGUGUGCUUUUACUUCAUCAAAGACUUCAGAAGUGCUGAGGAUCAUCUGAAUGCGGCACUUCAGAUAAAUAAACACGACAAGACUUUCAUGAUGCUUGGGAAGGUUCAUUUGCUGGCUGGAGAAACCGACAAGGCCAUUGAUGUGUAUAAGAGAGCUGUGGAGUAUUCUCCAGAGAACACUGAACUUCUGACCACACUUGGCCUUCUUUAUUUACAGCUUGGUAAAUACCAAAAAGCCUUUGAGCACCUCGGGAAUGCCCUCACUUUUGACCCAAACAAUUACAAGGCCAUCCUGGCUGCAGGCUGCAUGAUGCAAACCCACGGUGACUUUGAUGUGGCCAUGAACAAGUACCGAGUGGCAGCUUGUGCUGUGCCUGAGAGCCCCCCGCUCUGGAACAACAUUGGCAUGUGCUUCUUUGGAAAGAAGAAAUAUGUAGCUGCCAUCAGCUGCCUGAAACGCGCUCACUACUUGUCUCCUUUUGACUGGAAAGUGUUGUACAACCUUGGGCUGGUACACCUGACCAUGCAGCAGUACGCUUCAGCCUUCCACUUCCUCAGUGCAGCCAUCAACCUGAACCCUCGGAUGGGGGAACUCUACAUGUUGCUGGCAGUGGCUUUGACCAAUUUGGAGGACGUGGAGAACGCCACCAGAGCAUACGAACAAGCAGUGAAUAUGGAUGAAUCCAACCCCUUGGUCAAUCUAAACUUUGCAAUAUUUGUGUACAACCAUGGCGACAAGAAGAGAGCUCUGGAUCAGUAUGAGGAGAUGGAAAGGAAAGUGAACCUUCUUCGGGACAGCAGUAACAACUUUGAGUUUGAUCCUGAGCUGAUGGACAUGGCUCAGAAGAUGGGUGCUGCCCUGCAGGUGACAGAAAGUCUGGUGUGGACCAAACCAUCCAAAGACUCCAAAUCCAAACCACACUCAGCUGCAGCAAGCAAACCUCCCGGUGUUCCUCUCGGCACUAACCAGGCUCUGGGUCAGGCUAUGUCUUCAGCUGCUAGCUACAACAAGAACAUCCAGCUUCCUACAGGAGGUUCCAAAGGCUCUUCUGUGGCUCUUGAGCCAGAGGCUGAUGUGGAGAACGCCCCUAGCCCCCCUACAGACCCCCCAGGCUCCCAAGAACCCGAAGACUCUGUCUCCAAACCAAGAGUCUCUAAGAAGAAAUCAAAAGUGGAGGAAUGAAUUCAUGUAUUGGUUACAUAUCUGUUAUUCUUGUCUUCUAGUGUUAUUGUAGUUAAAGAUGUCAGCCGCGGUUCAAGACUUAGGUAUUAAUGUACCAUAGAGUCAUGUGAUGAGGACUGAUGGUAAAGCUUUGUGUUACUCCAUUUUCUAAAGAACUGUCAAUGUCAGGCAAGUUUGGUCUAAUGUCAAAACCAAGUUUUUAAGCUAAUUAUUAAUAUCAACAUGUAUGAAGUUGCUUACUAACUUAGUAGUGAGUUAAAAUUAUAAAUUAUAGUUAUAGUAGUUAUUGUAGUUAUAUAAUUAUUAUAACUAUAAUAUUAUAGUGAGUUAAAUUAUUUCCCAUGUAGUGACAUUCCUAUAAUAUCUUAAAAAGGAGAAACUGUGACAAUCACUGUUAAAACCAAGAGAGUAGCUAGCUUGUUUGGAUCACAGGAUGUGACUGUGAAUAGAAGAUUCUUCAUAAGUAUUAUGUUUAUACAAAAGUGAUGUAUUUAAUAUUAAAAAGAGACAGUAAUAACAAA
Nothobranchius furzeri (turquoise killifish) is the source of this 2170-nucleotide messenger RNA. RefSeq names its product Bardet-Biedl syndrome 4 (gene bbs4). NCBI's taxonomy places the organism in Eukaryota, Metazoa, Chordata, Actinopteri, Cyprinodontiformes, Nothobranchiidae. The record is from RefSeq and is a predicted model, not a curated record. Gene Ontology annotation, biological process: cilium assembly; protein localization to cilium. Gene Ontology annotation, molecular function: protein binding. Gene Ontology annotation, cellular component: ciliary basal body.